CUCUCUCUCUCAUAAUUUUCUCUCUCUAGAAAAAAACACAUUACUACUACCGCCUUCAAAGUUCUACAAAAACCCAUUCCCUCUUUCACCGCCUCAAAUAGUUCUAAACUUCACUCUCUCUCUACACAUUUUUCUCUCUUUUUAUUCUCUCCCAAUAAACAACACACACAUACACAUAAACCCACUUUCUCACAUUCAUCACAAAAAUACACUAAAUUUUUAGUGUCUCCAAUCAAAUUCUUCAAGAUGGCGUUUGAAAAUCAAGAUACUGUCCGUGAAAUUAAGCCCAAAAACAGGAGAAUCAUGGGUGCUGGAGGUCCUGAUGAUGAGGAAAACAGGUGGCCACCAUGGUUGAAACCUCUGCUGAAAGAGCGUUUCUUUGUUCAAUGCAAGUUGCAUGCUGAUUCACACAAGAGUGAGUGCAAUAUGUAUUGUUUGGAUUGUAUGAAUGGUGCUCUUUGCUCACUCUGUCUCAAUUACCACAAAGAUCAUCGUGCUAUUCAGAUAAGGAGGUCUUCAUACCAUGAUGUGAUUAGGGUGAAUGAGAUUCAGAAAGUGUUGGACAUAACAGGUGUUCAAACCUAUAUUAUCAACAGUGCAAGGGUUGUGUUCUUGAAUGAGAGGCCUCAGCCAAGGCCCGGAAAAGGUGUCACCAACACUUGUGAAGUCUGCGAGCGUAGCCUUCUCGAUUCCUUUCGAUUCUGUUCUCUUGGCUGCAAGAUUGUUGGAACUUCAAUGAAUUUCCAGAAGAAGAACAAGUCAGCUCGUGCUUCAAUGAUAUCAGACUCAGAGGAUUCACACAGCAGCAGUUGCAGCCAUGGAAGACUGAAGAACAUUAAGGUGCAAAGCUUCACUCCUUCAACACCACCACCAACAGUCAAUUACAGAUCAGCCAAAAGAAGAAAGGGAAUUCCGCAUCGUGCCCCAAUGGGAGGACUAGUGCUGCAAUACUAAAAAACAGAUCAUAGGUUAUUGCUAUAAUGCCCUUAAUGAGUCGAGCUCCCCUAUAGUUAGAGAUUCAUUGCAUUCACGCAGUUGGAACAUCAAUGAUCGUCCAAAUUGAACAGCCACUAAUGUCCUGACUACGUGAAUGUGGGAUCCCUUGACUUAAGGGAAUCCAAGUUCGCCUUUAAUAUAGAUACGAAAAAAAUCUAAGGUAUCUGUCUCUAUGCUGCUUCAUCAGUUCCACUGCUAGAGCUUUUUGGUGAAAAGGGCCAGUGAUGGAAGUGCUGUCGUUAAUAGUGUUUGUUUGUGUAUAUAGGAAAAAUCCAAUAGGAGUGGAAAGGUUAGGAAAAAUAAACAUCUGUGAGAUACUAUAGUUUGGUAAAAAGGAAUGGUGUAGGAAAAUAAGCAAAAAGUUCCUUUGGACUAAGUUAAAGAUGGUAAUGACAAUAGUAUAGGUUGGUUUUCUAGAGUAAAUUAUAUGUAAGUUUUGGGGAUGUAAAUAGUGGAUAUAGUAAAGUGACAAUGACAGUGUUACUCUUUACAAAUAUAGAUGGACUAUCUAUGUAUGAAA
Messenger RNA from Medicago truncatula (barrel medic), 1516 nucleotides. RefSeq names its product protein RGF1 INDUCIBLE TRANSCRIPTION FACTOR 1. The coding region runs from base 247 to 954 and encodes 235 amino acids. The transcript is spliced from 4 exons. NCBI's taxonomy places the organism in Eukaryota, Viridiplantae, Streptophyta, Magnoliopsida, Fabales, Fabaceae. The record is from RefSeq and is a predicted model, not a curated record.